Toxotes jaculatrix (banded archerfish) is the source of this 4764-nucleotide messenger RNA. RefSeq names its product formin 1 (gene fmn1). Gene Ontology annotation, biological process: actin nucleation. The record is from RefSeq and is a predicted model, not a curated record. Gene Ontology annotation, cellular component: endoplasmic reticulum membrane; nucleus; cytoplasm. The transcript has 17 exons. Gene Ontology annotation, molecular function: microtubule binding. NCBI's taxonomy places the organism in Eukaryota, Metazoa, Chordata, Actinopteri, Toxotidae. Bases 539 to 4345 code for a protein of 1268 amino acids.
CCAAGAUGCUGCUCAGUAAACUACUACUGCAGGUUUAGCAGAGCUGGAAGGAAAAGGAGGCAGAAUUUUGGAAGCUGAAGCCCGGACUUGGAUCUGACUUCACUGUGACUGAGGUUGAGCUGAGUCACUCCAGCCAGCAGAGCCAUGGAGCCGGCCUUGGAAACCUUCACUGUUCCAUUACUUUGUGGAUUUCUCUCCUGUCAUUGGCUGCUCUGAGUGACUAACAGCUGCUUCCAGUUUUAGGUUUGGAAAAUUUGUUCUCUGGUAAAACAUGAAGGAGCUGUUGAAACAGUGAAAGGACACAUUUAUUUCUUUUCAACAAACUGGAGCGGAAACAGGUCGGAUGUUCUGAAAUAAUGAUAUGACUUUUGUGACUUGCAUCCCUUUAUAGUAUGAUAGUAAGCAGAAGUUGCAUGAUUCUGGAACCAGCUAGACAAAUCAGUGCAUGCCAAAAUACAGAUACCAAAACACCAAUUACGCCUUUUCAGACUGCAUUUUCCGAUGCAAGGCAACACAAUGUUGUACUUGAGUCUCAGAAAUGAGCAGUGUAAACAACAACCACACUGCUGAAGAUGUGGGAAAGGCUUCUCUGAAACUUUCUGCUCUCUCUAUCCUGGACAACUUUACCACUUUCUUUAUGAGCAACUGUGACUCGCAUCAAAUGGAGGAGCAAAAAGCCAUUCUAAAAUUUUUCAGGACUAUUUCAGACGACCAAAAUGAGGAGAUAAUGCAGGAAGAGCUAAGUUUUGAUCUAAAUAAAAAUGGGGAUAUGAACUUUAAGGAUGCUCUUGAGCAUUCUAGAGAUUCCUUAUUUUAUGUUAUAAUGCCUCAUGAAGAGGAGAAGAUGACUUCUAACUCAGUGGGUCUUGUAACUGUGAGUGAAGAAGGAAACGACUCAGACAAAACAGAGGAGGAGAGGAAGAAUUUCAACCAGGCAGAGCAGCAAAGCACAGCUGUAAUCACUGAAAAUGACUCAGACAAACAGACCUCUGCAACAAAUCAGGACCAGAAUAAGAUACCACACGAACACUGUGACAAAGUUAGCAGUCUUCACAUGCCAGAGAGCUCACUGGACGAAUGUGCCUUGAACGCAUUGCUCCAGCAAAAAUGUCAACACAUUUCAUCUGACUGCACAAAUGCAGAUUGUGAGUUUGUCGCAUUCAACAUUGUCAAGCAGGAUGACACAAUAGAAGCUGACCAGGAUGUGAGAAAAGCCCACGAAAACGGUCAAAAUGCAGAUUCCCAGGAAAAUUUUAUCACAGGUGUUCACAAUUCGGAUGAACAAGUUGACCCUGAGGAGUCUGCAAAAACCAGAUCUUCUAAAACCAAACAUGUAGUGAUCACAGUGACUCGGACAGGACCUGCUGUUGAAGAAGAGGUUGAACCAACGCUGGAGGAAGCUGAAGAGCAAACUGGUAAACCUUCCUGCUCUAAAAAUGAUGAUGAAGAGGAGUACGAUGAAGAAGAAGAAGAAGAAGAAAAAAGAGAUCUAUUUCCAGACUUCUCCACUCAGCUCCACCAACGGCAGCAGGGCCCAAAAGAUAAUUCACUAAAUAUUUCCAUAAAACCAGCCAGCAACCCUCCAACUGGAUCCACCUUAACUAGAGCCACCUUCUCCCCAGGCUCCCCCACGGACAAGCCUAUCCAGCUUCCGGCCCUAUUCAGCGGCCUAAGGGUCCUGAGGAAAGGGGUGGUCGGGCCCGAGCACGACACCGUGGCCCAGAUCAAACCUCCAUCUCAGGGAGUAAAGAGGGCUAUUUUCCCAGAGAAGCAGGGGGACAUUAAAGUUCAGGGGAGCUUCCUGGACCAGAUCUCCCACUUUCUGAGUCGGGAAAAGAAAGGAGAUGAGAAAGAGGAGAAGAAGGAGAAGGAGGCUGAGGGAGACCAGGAUGAAACCAGAGUGAUGAUGAAUGAGAAUGAAGAAAGUCAAGAGAGUAAUGAGAAGGAAGACCCUGAAAAAGAGGAGGAUUUAGAAGCUUCAGGGUCAUUUAAUUCUACAAAACCUCCGGUGUCCAGUGCAGAGGCAGCGUUUGAUGCCUUCAAAGCUUUUUUCACCCCAAAGCCUUUGAAGAAGGACCCAGCAGAUAAGGUGGACCUGGAGGCAGUGAGGAAAAAGAUAAGAAGUGAAAAAGAUGUGUUAAGAGCCCUUUUUGAGAGAACGUCCAAUAAGACGCCGGAGAAGAAAGACUCAUCUGAUGGCAAAUCGGAGGCGUCCACGCCAGGGGAGGGAGAAGAACGGACUCCCGGUCGUCUACAAGCCAUCUGGCCACCACUCAAGGAGGAAAAAGUUGGGCUCAAGUAUACAGAAGCAGAGCAUCAGGCUGCUCUGCUGCAGCUGAAGAGAGAAUGCAAAGAGGAGCUGGAGAAGUUACAGGAGGACUAUGGUCAGGAGAUCUCCAGACUGCGGGUGGAAAACGAGGACAAUGUCGCCCGUCUGGAGUUCACUCUGGCUGAGCUGGAGGCCAAACUCUCCCAGGCUGGGACCCACUGUCGAGGGGAGCUCAGAGACGUCGCUGUGUCCACUGGAGAUGACUGUUUACAAAAAUCUUUCCGCACCGUCUGCAUCCAGACGGACAGAGAGACCUUUGUCAAAACUCCUGAGGAUGGAGAGGGGACAGGGAGGGCGUGCACGAGUCUUCAGCAGCAGAGGGUGAACCCCAAAAGGCUGGACCUGGCCUCUAUCAGCCUCAGCCUGGCUGGACAGAGGGAUGAAAUGAUGUCUUCCUCCUCCUCGCCUGCCCCUCCAUCCCAACUGCCUCCUCCCCCUGUAGCCACGCCACCACUAACACAACAACCACCAGCGCCUUUUCAGACAACUCUACCACACAAAACAGCCAAUCUCCCGCCUCCUCCUCCACCUCCGCCCUGUUUGUCAUCACCCCCACAUCACAUGCAGACACCAAAUGGCCCUCCACCUCCUCCGCCACCCCCACCUCCUCCAUCCAUGCCAGGCUUAGCUCCCCCACCUCCUCCUCCUCCAGGUGGGAGUUUCUUUUUGGAUAAACCUCCCAGGAAACCGGCAGUGGAGCCUUCCCAACCCAUGAAGCCUCUUUACUGGACCAGAAUCCAGAUCCAGGACAACAACAACAACACACUGUGGAACGUUUUAGAGGAACCAAAUAUAAUAAACGCCAACGAGUUUGAGGAUCUGUUCGCCAAAACCACCACACACACCAAGAGGAAGCCGCUGUCUGAGGCUUAUGAGAAGAAAGCCAAAGCCAAGAAGAUCAUUAAGCUGCUGGACGGUAAGCGCUCUCAGGCCGUGGGCAUCCUCAUAUCAAGCCUCCACCUGGAGAUGAAGGAUAUUCAGCAAGCUGUACUGGCUGUGGACCACUCUGUGGUGGACCUGGAGACCAUUGAAGCUCUGUAUGAAAACAGAGCUCAGCCCGAGGAGCUGGAGAAGAUCAAGAAACACUACGAGACGUCAGAGGAAGAGGACGUUAAACUUCUGGACAAACCCGAACAGUUCCUGUAUGAGCUGUCUCAGAUCCCAGACUUCGCAGGAAGAGCUCACUGCAUCAUCUUCCGGUCAGCGUUCAUCGAUGGGAUCGCGUCCAUUCAACGCAAGCUCAACACAGUCUCAUCUGUCUGUAAGGCUCUGCUGGAGAGUGACGAUGUGAGAGAGGUGAUGGGACUGGUGCUGGCUCUGGGGAACCACAUGAACGGAGGCAGCAGGACCAGAGGCCAGGCUGAUGGCUUUGGCCUGGAGAUCCUCCCUAAACUCAAGGAUGUCAAGAGCAGGGACAAUCGUAUCAGCCUGGUGGACUAUGUGGUGUCAUACUACCUGCACAAUAUAGACAAGAACGCAGGGACAGAGAAAAGUAGGUUCCCCCUUCCUGAACCUCAGGACGUCUUCCUGGCAGCACAGGUCAAGUUUGAUGACCUCAACAGAGACCUGAGACAACUUGGACGAGAUCUAACAAGAUGUGAGAAAGAUGUACAGAGGGUUUGCUCCGACUCGCCUGAAGAACACCUGCAGCCGUUUAAAGACAAGAUGGAGGCUUUUGUUCUCAGUGCACGAAAAGAACACGCGGAAUCUUCCUAUCAGCUGAUGACUGUGCAAAAAAGUUUUCAGGACUUAGUUCUGUACUUCGGACUGAAGCCUAAGACAGGAGAGAAGGAGGUGACUGCUGGUCAUUUCUUCAUGCUCUGGUUUGAGUUUUGUGCCGACUUCAAAGCCAGGUGGAAGAAGGAGAACAAGAAUAUCUCUAAAGAAAGGUUAAAGGAGGCUCAGCUGUCAGUGAAGAGAAUCACAGGGGAGAAGAAAGUGGAAACGAGAAAGAUCAACCCCAACAGCCUGAAAGAACGGCUGCGUCAGAAAGAAGCCAACAUGUCUUCAACUUAAGAGACUGUAAGUUGCUCUCAGAGUCUCUCAGUUUGGAGACUGGACGUUAUGUAUCAUGUUUGGAACCUGUUACCAAACCAACAUGUCCCAAACUUUUUCACGUUUUUUUGCAGAGUUCAUUCACCUGUUGUUCUUACAUUUCCAUGAAAUACUUGCAUUAAUCAACUGAAAGCUUUAUGUAAUAUAAGUUGCUAUAGAUUCCUAUAAAAAUAUUUAAAUUUAAAAGAAACAUUCUUUUGUGCAAUACAUAGACAUCGACCUCAGCUGUGUGUAUUGUUUCUUAUAUUGCACUUAGUUUGCAUUGAUUCUGUCAUGUAUAGUCUACAAUCUUUUACCAUAUUUUUCCACAAAUAAAAUCACUGAUCAGAAAAAAAAGGUGAUGUGAUAGCUUGAAAAAUAUUUUAUUUACAAGCAACAUU